This is a messenger RNA of Panicum hallii, 1265 nucleotides long. RefSeq names its product protein sym-1-like. Bases 139 to 924 code for a protein of 261 amino acids. The record is from RefSeq and is a predicted model, not a curated record. Lineage: Eukaryota; Viridiplantae; Streptophyta; Magnoliopsida; Poales; Poaceae. The transcript is spliced from 9 exons. Gene Ontology annotation, cellular component: membrane; cytoplasm.
CCAGCAAGGCAGCAACCAGACGCAAGCACCUGGGGGGCGGGGCCAAGCCGGCAAGGGCAACCGAGCCCUUAACCUUGAAAGGCCCGCCUGGUUAAAACCCCGUCCUCCAUAGCAGGCAGCUGCAGGUGCCAUCCUGCCAUGAUGGCCAUGGUGUCCGCCCUUGCGCUCCUCCUCGCACCCCGGCCUGUGUCCACGAGGCCCACCUCGCCUCAUCUCCACUCCCGCCGCCUCGCUCUUCCUCCUCCCCGACCCGCCACCCUCUCCGCCCAAGCCGCCACCCACCCGCGCAGGGCCAGGCAUCUCCAGCAGCUCCAUGCCGCCUCCUGUUGCAACAAUUCCGCUCCGGCUGCAGGAACCAGUGGAGGAAGCGCUACCAGCGCGAAGGAUUGGCGGUUCUACUUGGCAUGGUAUUUGAUGUCUCUUGAUAAGAAUCCGAUUGCAACUAAGGCAGUCACUUCUGCUGUGCUAACUCUGGCCGGGGACCUCAUCUGCCAGCUUGUGAUUGAUCGAGUUCCAGAGCUUGAUUUAAGGAGAACAUUUGUGUUCACAUUUUUGGGGCUUGCCCUUGUGGGGCCAACUUUACAUGUCUGGUACCUUUAUUUGAGUAAAUUAGUGACAAUCAGCGGAGCAUCAGGUGCCAUUGCUCGCCUUAUACUUGAUCAGUUCAUUUUCUCUCCCAUUUUCAUCGGCAUUUUUAUGAGCUUACUAGUCACCUUGGAGGGAAAGCCUUCUCUUGUAGUGCCAAAGCUUAAGCAGGAGUGGUUAUCAUCAGUGUUGGCAAAUUGGCAAUUAUGGAUACCGUUUCAGUUUCUGAAUUUUUACUUUGUUCCUCAGAAGUUUCAGGUGCUUGCUGCUAAUUUUGUAGCCCUUGCAUGGAAUGUGAUUUUGUCAUUUAAGGCUCACAAGGAGGUUAUUGCGAAAUAGCAGGAUUCGGAAACUGGAGUGACAGGAGGCAUUUCUGAAGAUGAUGGUCCUAUGGGCACAGAAGAAGUUUCCCCUGUCCUUUUGGCCGCGUUGCAUUCAUUCAAAGAAACUUUGAUUGAUGAUGAGUUGAUGACAAGGUGAAUUUUAUGGAGAUGGAUGCCUUCUUACUUGAUGAUGAGAACAACUCUCUUGUGAAGAGAAUCACUACUUUAGAGUCAGGAUUAGCGACUGCAAGAGACAGUGUCUUGAGAUUAGGUGGUGACUCUGAUAACAGGAAAGAAAUGGAAAGAAGGAGCUGGUGGCAAACGUGGACGGCAAGCCUUGGAAGAGCUUGUUCCCAA